Cinara cedri is the source of this 1335-nucleotide messenger RNA. Lineage: Eukaryota; Metazoa; Arthropoda; Insecta; Hemiptera; Aphididae. The record is from the annotation of a GenBank genome assembly.
UUAUCAUCAUCUGCAGGGAAAUAUUAGUUCCAGGUUUACGAGAGUUUCUUAUCGCUAUAAAUGUUAGUCUACCUGUGAGUAAAAUUGGAAAAAUAAAAACUUUUCUGCAAAUGGUUGCUGUAGUAACGCUCAUAGUUGAUAACUAUGAAAUAACUCAAUAUAUAGGUGGAUUUUCUUUGUGGUUUGCCGCAGCAAUAACUAUAUGGUCAGGCUAUAAUUACGUUUCAGCAGGAAUAAAACAGAUUAAUUGAAAAAGUGAUCUGUUAAAUUUCCUAAGAAAGAAUCAUAAAAAUUAUUAGUAUAUUAACGAUAUUGACUAAAUAAGAUGUAUUGUAGUAUAAUAUAUUAGUUCAUAAUUUUAUUAUAGUUAAUAUGACUGGUAUAGGUAACCCGAAUAUAACUGAUGCAAACAACAAAUUGAAUGUAGCUGGUACGAACGAAUCGGAUAACAAGAACUCAAUAACUGAUCAAUGGGCUUUUUUUCAUGAAUUUUUGUUAGAGAUUGAAGAAGAGAAAUCAAAGAAAUUAAAAUUAGAAAAAGAAAUAUUAAAUCUAAAAAGAAGAGAGCUGUUGAGACAAUAUACAUCACUCGCUAGAAUGGCUCCACUUGCAGUACUUAUGGCCAUUAAACUAGAAGCAACAUGCAGUGAUAUGGUACUAUUAGGCAUUAUAAAUAAUGCAUUAAAUCAUACGGUUAUACCCUUUACGGCUUUAUCUCUUGUUUGCACGUUAUAUUUAAUUUAUAAUAGCAAAAAAAUAAAGAAAAAAGAACAAGAAUUAAGAAAUCUUAAAAACAAAGAGGAAAUAGGAAAAAGUGAUGUUCAUUACAGCAAAGAUGAUUAUGUGAACUGUCUUGAUGCUUUCACAUCUAUGUUAGUUAUUUUAGGUGGAAUAGUUAGUCAAGUAUCGGGACAAGAUAUAAUAGAAGAUUCGAUCCUCUUAUUUUCGAAUAUAGUUGCUUUUUGCAUAGCCUGUGCUUUCUUGUAUAGUGAAUGCAAAAAACUCAAGGAACACACUUAUGAGAAAUCUAAUGAAAAAACUAGCAAUAUAAAUGCAGCUACAUUUAUUUUUGCUGGUGCUUUUUCAUUAUUGAUCAGAAGGAUAAUGUUAAUGGCAACAGAACCAUCUAUGAGUAUCUACAUUGUAGGCCCUACUCUUGGUUUGUUCGGAAUCCUGAGUAUUAUAACAGGAUGCAUACUAAAUACACGCUCCUACAGCAGCAAGUUGGAAGACAUAGAAGUUACAGAAGGAACAGCAAUGGGAAUUGGUAUCCAUGCCGCUAACUAUUCUGAUAGAAAAUUCAAUAAUAAUACUGACCGGAGUUUUCCUAUCUAA